Messenger RNA from Fusarium oxysporum Fo47, 1236 nucleotides. RefSeq names its product 40S ribosomal protein uS3. The record is from RefSeq and is a predicted model, not a curated record. Gene Ontology annotation, biological process: translation. The transcript is spliced from 2 exons. Gene Ontology annotation, cellular component: nucleus; cytosolic small ribosomal subunit. Gene Ontology annotation, molecular function: structural constituent of ribosome; RNA binding. Lineage: Eukaryota; Fungi; Ascomycota; Sordariomycetes; Hypocreales; Nectriaceae. The coding region runs from base 207 to 989 and encodes 260 amino acids.
CACUGGAACCCGCUUGCCAGAUUUAGGGCUCAACCACACACCAAAAAAUUGAGCGAGUAGGCCAACAUUUGUGAGUGCAGUGAAGCCGAAAUCCACCUAGGACCGCGAAUCUUUCUCUUCAGCCCGCCAACCCUCAGCUCGCCAACAGACUCAAGACAAGACACCAAGUCAAGUCCAGUCCCGACAACACAAGUCCUAUUUUCAAGAUGGCUCACCCCGGAUCUCAGAUCUCCAAGCGGAGAAAGUUCGUCGCCGACGGUGUCUUCUACGCUGAGCUCAACGAGUUCUUCCAGCGCGAGCUCGCUGAGGAGGGCUACUCCGGCGUCGAGGUCCGCGUUACCCCCACCGUCACCGAUAUCAUCAUCCGAGCCACCCACACCCAGGAGGUUCUCGGCGAGCAGGGCCGCCGCAUUCGCGAGCUCACCUCGCUCAUCCAGAAGCGAUUCAAGUUCCCCGAGAACUCCGUCUCCCUCUACGCCGCCAAGGUCCAGAACCGUGGUCUCUCCGCCGUCGCUCAGUGCGAGUCCCUGCGAUACAAGCUUCUCAACGGUCUCGCCGUCCGACGUGCUUGCUAUGGUGUCCUCCGCUUCAUCAUGGAGUCUGGCGCCAAGGGUUGUGAGGUUGUCGUCUCCGGUAAGCUCCGUGCUGCCCGUGCCAAGUCCAUGAAGUUCACCGACGGCUUCAUGAUUCACUCUGGUCAGCCCGCCAAGGACUUCAUCGACCACGCUACCCGUCACGUUCUCCUCCGACAGGGUGUCCUGGGUAUCAAGGUCAAGAUCAUGCGCGGCUCCGACCCUGAGGGCAAGGCCGGUCCCCAGAAGACUCUCCCUGACGCUGUCACCAUUAUCGAGCCCAAGGAGGAGCAGGCUGUCCUCCAGCCUGUCAGCCAGGACUACGGCGCUAAGGCCGCCCAAGCCGCUCAGGCUGCUCAGGAUGCUCGAGUUGCUGAGGAAGAGGGUGGUGAUGAGGUCCAGGCUGUUGAGCAAUAAAAUGCUUAAAUCACCAGGCUGGGAAAAGCCGUCAAAACCUGAUGAAGGAAAGAUGGAGAUCCGUGGGAUGAGGGACGGAGGUCUACUCAGGCGUCAAUUGAUCAUUUGCAUCUGCUAAGGGCACGGACGGUUUCAUUCUUGCUUGUAAUGGUAGGCAAAGCAUAAAAGAGAAAAAAUGAGACCCGAAGAUUACGACGACACGUCUUGUGACUGUGUCUUCUGUCUACCAAUACCUUGAGUGCCUCUG